GUGGUUUCACAAGCGCUUUUUGCAACUGCAUUUUCCAGCUUGUCAGCCGCUUUUCCUCUGCUGCUUCUUACAAGGGAAUCUUCUGUGGUUUUAGUAAUUUUAAAAGAGUUACCAUAAGAAAUGGCAGAGUCCAAGGUAGGGAAGUUAAAAGUACCGGCGGACAUGCCGAUCAAAAUGCCGAGUCUCUCAGGCGGUGUGCUCAGGGUUCCGGAUAUCUCCAAAUUGAAAGACCUCACUGCAAAAGUUCCAAAGGAAAUCCCAAAAAUUCCCAAAUUUGAACCAAAAAAGCUGGUUGUGAAAGGGCUCGUAAAACUUGGACUACAGAAACAUCAUUGUCUAAACGCCAGGAAGACGGCAGCGUGUUGCAAGUCGUGCUGGGUUUGCUGCUGUAUCUGCUAUUCUAGGAUACCCUGUAUCACGCUUAUCGCAGCCUUCUGGCUCGCCUUGGGCUACACGGGCUUCGCACUUGGCCUCUACGAGGGCGUCUUUCACCUCAACAAGUUUCUCAAGAUGGACAUGAUCGGUAUGGCGCGGAUGGGUAUCAUGGCACUUGGUCUUUUCCUCGGUGGCAUGUCAGGGCUCGCAGUGCUUAAUGGGAUUGCAGCUACAGGGCGCACGCGGUACAAUGUGUACAGCGGUUGGAAGUCCAAACUCACCGGAAGAUGCUGCAUCAUAUUGCUAUUCGGAUGGCAUGGUCUGGUGUGGCUUAUCUGGACCAUCAUGGGGCCACUAUUGCUAUUUCCCGUCAUCGUGAUGGGUAUCGCGUUCGCCGUCUGCCAGGUGAAGCUUGUCAAGCAGCUCGGAAAGACGUGCAUCGAAUUCAAAGAGUACGGCAUCGAUGACAUCGUCAAGAUGGACGUUUUGUGUGGACAUGACCUAAUCGAGUUUUGUGGCGCGAUGACUGGAGCGACUCCAUAUUUUGUUGCUGCGUUUGUCGGAGGGAUUUUUAUCAUCAUUGGCGUCAUGAUAAUGCUCCUUGCCCUGGCUGUCAACGUUAUCCUUGUGCACAAGCAUCGCAAGGAGACCAGACCCAGCGAAAUAUCCACGUGUCGCGUGUGUUGCAAUAUCCGGGACCCUGAAAAAUACGACGACUGCUGGCCUGAGCCGCCGGUCGAGGAGGUGCAACUGAGCAUGCGACAAAAGCUACUUAAAGACAAGGGUGAUAAAGCCGGCUUUGAACACAACCCACAUGGACAGGAAAAGUGGAGUUACGUGUACGACUACCACAGGGAGCCCAAGCCUGCUGGGAAACGAUACUAAACACAGGGAACCCAAACCAGAAAAAAAAUAAAAACUAUAACACAGGGAGCACAACUAACUGGAAAUGUUUACUGAACGGGGAAAGAAGCCCGCUAGGAAAUCCCAAGGGAAUAAACAAUAAACAAACAAACAGUUAGUGAAAGGCCCUUGUUGAUUGGAUAAAAGAUGCAUGCGAAAAGAGAGAGAGGUAUUUUUUUGGCACUAAGAAAUUGCAACAUAACUUUUUAAUUGCAGAUAACCAUUGUCGUGUUUUUGACGUAAAACCGGAAAUAGCGUAGUCCCCAGAAACUGCUUGGCUUUGAUGGACAGAACAUACACCCUAAAACUUCAUUAGAGAAAUUGCGUCAAGAAAGCAAAGAUAAUAGCAAUGACAUAAGAAAAUAAAAUUUUAAUAAAAAGAAGAAAAAGUA
Molecule: messenger RNA, 1670 nt
Organism: Nematostella vectensis (starlet sea anemone)
Lineage: Eukaryota; Metazoa; Cnidaria; Anthozoa; Actiniaria; Edwardsiidae
Exons: 6
Coding region: 121-1260 (379 amino acids)
Biological process (GO): neuron projection development
Cellular component (GO): plasma membrane
Source: RefSeq, a predicted model, not a curated record